Messenger RNA from Hydra vulgaris (swiftwater hydra), 1322 nucleotides. The record is from RefSeq and is a predicted model, not a curated record. NCBI's taxonomy places the organism in Eukaryota, Metazoa, Cnidaria, Hydrozoa, Anthoathecata, Hydridae.
GGAAGUGGGGAUAUGUCUCGUGAUUUUGAUACUUUGUUCUUAAAAGUCAACAGCAUUAGUAAUUAAUGCAUUCUUUAUAAAGAAAGUGUUCAGUUCAAACGUUGAAUUUCAUGCAAAAGCAAUGUCUUUUUUAAAUGUAUUAGUAACAAAUCCAGAAAGAGCAGAGGAGCUUCGAAAUGCUUGGAAAACAUUGAGUUACAAGUUACUUACGCAAUCACUGCCUUCAUCUCCGGCUUCAACACCUAAUGCUAUAGAUUUUGAACUAGUGACACCAAGCAAAAAUGUCAGGCAUUUAAAAAAUAAAAGUAUUUUUAAAAAGCUGUGUAAAACACCUUUGUGUUUUGAAAAAUCGUGUUUGUGUCACAUUCGUUAUUUUGAAGAGAUAACAAAGCAUAAAGAAAACAUUUAUCAGAAACAGCUUUCAAUCGAAUACGUAUUAGAGUCGACGAAAAGUUCUUUGGUUAGAAAAAGAAAACUUAUUUCGGAUAAAAUUUUUUCCCUUAAAAAAAAUAAACCAAAUAAAGAAGAAGUUGCAUGUCAAGUUCAUGGUAUUCUGAGCUUACCUGGAUGCAGAGACCCAAGAUACAAUAUCACUAGCAAUGAACUUUGUCGGCGCACUAACCAGCCAGAGUGUUUGACUAAAGUUGAUAUGAUAUCUUAUGUACGACUGGCAAAGAAUUCUGCUAGAGUAUUGCUUCAAAAGCACGAUAUAAAAACUAAUCAACACAACCAACGUUCCGAGCAUACAGUUCUGUCAAAAAUGUGCGAGGAAGAAUGUCUUACUCUUGCAAAAGGUAUAAGUGAUAUUAACUAUAAAUAUUUUCCAGCAUCUUGGUUUGCGUUUAAAUCAAUUGAAGAAAUCAUGGACAAUAACUCAGUUUAUAAUAAGCGAAAGGAAGCAUUAAUCGACCGCGAAAAGGACAACCAAGUAACAAAAUGUGUUUUAUUAGACAUAUAUUUUGGAUUAGAGAAGCGAAAAAACGAUAAAGAAAUGAGUGUAUUUAAUCUGGUUUCACAUUCUUUUGGACAUCCCAAUCUACAAAAUCAUAUUCUUUUUUUGCUGAGUUAUCUUGACGAAGAACUUCGUAUACUUAGAACUGCUUAAAUGAUUGGUUCACUGCUUUGGUUUUUUAGCUAUACGGAGAAAAAAACUUCCUAACUCCACAGAUCCAUUUAAAUUUCAAUUGACUUACAAGUAGAUUAAAUAUAUAUAUAUACUUAAUUGGCUUUUUUAGCCUCGUGUAGUUACGCGAGUUUAAAAAGGCUUUGUUUGGUUUGUUUAAUAAAAAUUUAAAGCUGUUUGUAAAGAUUUAUAACUCAGA